AUGGAGCCGACGACGAAUGCUAACGGCAAUAGGAGUCCGGCGAAGAGUCCAUCUAGGAGUCCUAACUCGAUGGCCGAGUUGUGGGACGGAGGGGAGAUACCUGAGCUGAGCAGCGGCGGCAGCGGCGGCGGCGGCGGCGGCGGUGCGAGGAAAUGUAAGGCUCGGCCGCGAUCGCUAGCGAUGCAGCGCAAGUGUCACAGCACGUCAGACAUCUCCGAGGCGGAUCUCAGGUUCAUACAGGAGCGAGAUGAGAAGGAGAUGCAUGAGAACAUAUUCAUGGUGAACGAAGAAACCACGUCGCUCGUAUUCUCGCUGAAGAACCAAGUCGGCGGUCUAGCCAGAAUUCUGCGUGUAUUCCAGAAAUUUGAAAUCAACGUUGUACACAUCGAGUCGCGGUACUCCACACGGCUGGACUCGGAGUACGAGAUCUUCAUCAGCAUAGCAUCCGACAAGGCCAAGUUCAACAAUCUCAUCAAGGAUAUACAGAACGAAGUGACGUCACUGACCAUACACGGCGUCAAACAGAAGAUACCAGCGACACCUACAAUCGCUGAAUCAAACAAUCACUUUGAAUUCGUGGAGGGAAUGGUGUGGUUCCCAAAAAAGAUAUCGGACCUCGACCACAGCGCCACCAGGGUGCUGACAUACGGAGCCGAACUAGAUGCUGAUCACCCGGGAUUCAAAGAUCCGGUUUAUCGCCAAAGACGCAAAUACUUCGCCGAUGUUGCUCUUGACUACAAACACUAUAAUCCUAAACCUACCAUAUGAUUCACCAAGCAAGAGGUUGAAAGCUUGGGCACUAUCUUCUCGGAACUGAAAGACCUGUACGCGAAGUACGCAUGCGCAGAGCAUCUGGGGAUGCUGUCACUGCUCAUGAAGGAUUGUGGCUACAGAGAGAACAACGUGCCUCAACUAGAGGACGUCUCCACCUUUCUAAAAGCGAUGCUUCCACAACUGUUGGACCACGCGCCCGCUACUGCAGCGGCAUUCCCAGUUCGCGAGUUCUCCAAGGAAGCUGAUCUCUCGCCUCCCUCGGCUCUCGCACGAGAAGUGCAGAACCUCGCCGUGCACGUGAUGACCGACAAGAUUAAGCUGCUGAAGUUCGAUGCUAACGAGGUGGUCAACCAGGAGCCGAUGAUCACCACCUUCCAGGAGGUCUACUUCUACACGGACAGCUUCGAGGAUGCGAAGAAGCAGAUGAGGCAGAUGGCAGCAACCAUCUCCAGGCCGUUCGGACUUCGCUACAACCCGUACACGCAGAGCGUAGACGUGCUCAGCACGCCAGAGAAGAUCGCCUCGGUCGUCAGCGAGCUUCGAGGAGACCUCUGCAUCGUCAGCGACGCCCUGAAGCGGAUAAACGAGAGCUCGGAUCAGGGAAGCGACGAGAGCGCCACCGAGGAGGCCGUGAAGAAACUACUCAAGCAGCUGUCGAUGGACGACAAACAACUGAGUCAGCAGCUGGCUUGAUGCGAGGCGAGAAUGCAGGAGCGCAGCAAGAAGCCAUGAACAACUUGUCAGGCUGAUCAGAUUGAGAGAAAGGGAGAGAUGGGAAGGAAAGGAUAGAGAGGCAAAUGAGAGAAAUAGAAA
Priapulus caudatus is the source of this 1587-nucleotide messenger RNA. Its product is annotated as tryptophan 5-hydroxylase 1-like. The transcript is spliced from 11 exons. Gene Ontology annotation, biological process: aromatic amino acid metabolic process. The record is from RefSeq and is a predicted model, not a curated record. Lineage: Eukaryota; Metazoa; Priapulida; Priapulimorpha; Priapulimorphida; Priapulidae. Gene Ontology annotation, cellular component: neuron projection. Gene Ontology annotation, molecular function: iron ion binding; tryptophan 5-monooxygenase activity.